AUGGCUUUACAGACGAUCAAGACGUACACGAAAAAAUGGACCAGUUGGUUCUUUCCUGAGUCUGAGAAGUCUGAGGAUGGUCGUGAUCAGUGGCCUUCGAGAGCGGCGUUCUUGUUGGCUGCUAUGNGGGGUUGUGCUGGUCAGGGUAAUCUUCUUCGUUAUCCGUCGGUCGUCUACAACAAUUAUGGUCUUCAAUGGUUCAUACCAUACCUUCUCGCCGUAUUCCUCAUUGCGAUUCCUGCCCUCAUUCUCGAGAUCGCCAUUGGGCAGUGCUUUAGAGGUGGCUCGGUCAUUGCCUUCAACAACAUCAAUCGACGUCUCAAAGGUGUCGGUAUAGGUCCUGUCUUCGUCAGUCUGAUCGUCGUCCAAUACUUCACUGUCAAUCUCGCUUGGAUCAUGAUCUACUUCAGGAGUUCGUUCACCAGUCCAUUGCCUUGGGAGAACCGCAUUGAAGACUUUUACAAUAACGAUGUUGUCGCCAACCCAGCACCUAUUGCAGGCAGCCUUACCAAUGGAGGCAAAGAUGUCGCAUCGUACACAAGUUACCCCGCCGUUGGCCUGAUUGGAGAGACUGUGGGAUGGAGCGCUUUCAUCUGGUUUCUAAUCUGGUUCUCCAUUUUCCGUGGAGUCGGUAUGACUGGACGCGUUGUGUACUUUACCAUGGGAUUACCCAUCAUCACUACUAUCAUCUUCGUUGGCCGUGCUCUCUCUCUGGACAAUGCUGGCGCUGGAGUCAAACUUCUUUGGGGAACCUGGAGAGGUGAUCAAUUGGCUUCUGGUACUGUCUGGCAAACUGCCGUAGGGCAAGUCUUCUUCUCGACAGGUAUUGGCUUUGGCUACUUUACCUCCUAUGCCUCAUACAACCAGAAGCACUCAAAUGCCGUCAUGGAUGCCGUACUCAUCUGUGGCAGCAAUGUUUUGUUUGAGAACUUUGCCGCAUUCGCUAUCUUUGGUGUUGUCGGCUUUCUUCGACGUUGGCCUUCGCCUGAUGAGCGCUUGGGAGCUUUCGUGGUCGGCUUCCUUACUCUCCCAGAGGCAGUUCUUCAGAUGCCUGGAGCUAAUUUCUGGGCCAUCCUCCUCUUCCUUACUUUGAUUGUGCUUGGAUUCAGCUCUGCUUUUGUUAUGCUGGACGUCGUUGCUACUCUGCUUGUGGACUCGGGUAUCAAGUACUCACGUCCGGUCAUCGUUACCGCUCUGACGCUGGUGUCAUUCUUGAUGUGUCUUCCAUAUUGCACCGAGUUUGGCUACUAUUUGUUGGAUGGGAUUGAUAGAUGGAUCAACAACAUCGCACUCAUCUUUGUCGUCUUUUGCGAAGUCGUCAGUGCUACGACCGUCUAUCGCUGGAGCGACGUUACAGAACAGGUCGGCUUGCCUGCUUUUGUCAUCUACAACCUUGGAUACUUUGGAGGCUUGCUCAUUGGUGUCUCUGUAGCUCAUGGUCUUGAGAGUGCCGGCCCUGGUGCAGGUGCUGGCUUUGGCUUCUUUGUCGCUUGUACCGUGGUUGCAGGUAUAAUCGCCAAAUCCCCAGAGCCAGGCGACACUGGCACUGUUUCCAAGGUCAGAGGCCAACUCAAACAAUUGUGGUAUUUAGCUUUCUACUCUGUAAGUCUUCAGAGCAUCAUCCAAACGAAAUCUAUAAAGCUAACAAACGACCCCCAGGGCAACCAACUUCGCCGCGACCUCAAUAUUGUCAUCGGCAACGGCAAANACUGGAAGAUCCCUUCUUUCAUGCCUGUCCUUCUUCGUUACGUCUCUGGACCCGUCCUAGCCAUAAUUUUCAGCUUUGCGUUUCCAGAGUUUCAUACCCUGCGUUACGACCCCAUGAUGAUUACUGGCUUCAUCCUCUCUAUCCUGGGUAUGGUUGCUGUAUUACUGGGAUUUGUGAUGCCGAGAUAUUAUGAUGCUUUUGUGCCAGUGGAGAGGAGGAAUGAAGGUACACAGGAGACGGUGCUUAAUCAGCCGAUGGACAAAGUUGAUGCCGUUUCAGUUGUUACUGUGGAGGGUGAUGGUGGUGAAAGUGGAAGUGCGAAUGGGAGGGAGAAGGCGCUUGUCACUGGGACGCAAGAACAAACUGGAUCGUCCGAGUUGCGGGAGGAGAGUGUGAAGUAG
Molecule: messenger RNA, 2109 nt
Organism: Aureobasidium musti
Lineage: Eukaryota; Fungi; Ascomycota; Dothideomycetes; Dothideales; Saccotheciaceae
Source: the annotation of a GenBank genome assembly